GUAUUGAAUUCUAGAAGAAUAUGGUAGUAAAUCAUUUGAUUAGUACAACAAAUUAAUUUGCUAGUGGAAUAUCUUUAGUACUAAUAAUAACUAGCCAAACGUGCCCUUAAACGUAGACACCUUUAAAUUCCUGACCGACACAACUCCUUCACCGUUCCGACAGCUUUUGUUCUCCAUUCCCAAAACCGGCCCGCAAUGAAGCCGCCAAAACCUCCUCGUUUCUACCCGAAAAACCCUUCAAAAACCCGUGAUUUCCCUUCAAGUUCUUUCUUCCUCUUCUUAGCUUUCUUUUUCCUCCUUCAAAUCCCAAAAACUGCCUCUCUAUUCCCUACUCAGGCCCCGCCUGAAUACUCCAAAUAUUGCAAUGACGUCGUCCCGGAAUCCCCUGUGGAGCCCACCACUCUUUUUCCCAGCUCCACCGCUAACAACCUCGAUUUCAGAAUCGGUUAUUUCACCGGCGGAGACUCCUUUUUUUUCCAAUCAAAUAUCGCGGCCGAUGCUCCCAAAGCUGCUGCCUUUUACGCUCAGUAUUUUCACAACACCCUCUAUAAUAAUACAACCCAAAUUUAUAAAAUUCAAGGCAAGCUCGGUCUACAAAUUCCCAAAUCCUUUUUCGUUUCUUCUUCCAAUGACAGUCUUUUAAACCCCCACCGUGGAUUACGGCGGAAGUUUCGGAUCAGGGGACCGAGAAUUCCAGUGAUCGGAAGAGGAACGCCGAGUUUUUCGCUAAGUGGGUAUUGGUCGGAAUCGACUGGAAGGCUUUGCAUGGUUGGAUCAGGGGUAAGUAACGGGAAUGCAGGUAAAUAUAGGACUUUUAAUGUUGUUCUUAAGCUCAAUUAUUCGAAUAAUUUUAAUGUUUUUGGAAGUUUAAUAUCUGGGGCUUUGGAAAGUUUAGAUUCUGAACAUAGUUUGAGUUACUUUGAGCCGGUUUCCCUACUGGGUGUGAGGAGUAGUUUUGAGAAUUAUGAGUUUAGUUUGGUUGAGAACGGAAAGGGAAGUUCUUGUUUAAGUGAGGUUGAAGGUGAGGGAGAGAAUUUGGAUGUUAGCAAAACUGAUGGCGGAGUUUGUUCAGCAAUUGUUGAACGUACGAUUAGGUUUGAGUUGGACUAUGGGAAGGAUUGUGAUAAAGCUAGUUGUGCUUCGGUUUUUAAGGAUGUUAAAUAUGUUCCAAGCUUCAUGUUCUUUAGACAGGUUAAGUGUGUGGAUAAAGGGAAAAUGCAGAUUUUGUUGGGAUUUCGGAACUCAAGUAGAAUGCAUACUUUAUUCCCUUUUGAUCCUAAUACAACGUUGAUUGGUGAGGGAACAUGGGAUGAGAAGAAGAAUAAGGUCUGCGGUAUUGCUUGUCGAGUUUUGAAUUUCAGGGAUUCUUUGACUAGAGCAUCUGUUGGUGAUUGUUCUAUUAAGUUUAGCUUAAGAUACCCCAAGGUUUUGUCUCUUAGAAAUAGGUGUUCGCUUGUGGGGAAACUUUGGAGUGAUAAAAGUGAGGAUGAUCCGAGUUACUUUGGCAUGAUUAGUUUCAGGAGUAUUUGGGAAGUAUCACCUGGGUUCAAGAGUGUUCUGGGUUUAAAAUAUGAGUAUACAGAGGUUGAUAGUGCUAGAAGAUCUUGUGCAAGUAAAAAUAUUGCUAAACACAAGGGAAAGACAUAUCCUGAUGGCGAUUCAAUAGACAUGAGAUUUGACAUGUUGGUGACAGAUAGUAAAGGAGAAUCAGCAUGGGGUUUUGCGAACCCGCUGUUUGUGGAUGAUCAGCUAUAUAAGCAUCAGCGUUAUGGGCCUUUGCCGUCUGCAGCUCAUUUGAGCAAUAAUGACAGCAGGCUAUUGAAUAUCAGCUAUCAGAUUAGCUACACGUACCAGUCCAGUAAUGCUCCUGCCUUGUCCAGAGUAGUUGAAAUUUCUGCUGAGGGAAUAUAUGAUAGAGAUACUGGUGUUCUGUGCAUGGUAGGAUGUAAACAUGGAAGAUACCAUAAUCAAAUUUUGAUAGAAAAUGUUUUACUGGACUGUGAUGUGGUGGUUACUGUCCAAUUUUCUCCAGUAAAUGCUGCAGAAAUAUAUCAUGUUAAGGGAACUAUUGAAAGCACACGGGCCAAGUCAGACCCUCUUUAUUUUGAACCCAUUAAUUUGUCUUCAAAAUCAUUCUACACCAGACAGGCUAAAGAAUCCAUUUGGAGAAUGGAUCUGGAGAUUACCAUGGUCCUGAUUUCCAAUACACUUGCUUGUAUUUUUGUUGGAUUGCAGCUUUUACAUGUGAAGAAACACCCAGAAGUUCUUCCCUUCAUUUCUGUGGUGAUGCUCAUUGUUCUUACUUUGGGGCACAUGAUUCCUCUAUUGCUGAACUUUGAAGCCUUGUUUGUAACAAACCGUAAUCAACAGAAUGCUUUUCUUGAGAGUGGUGGAUGGCUUGAAGUAAAUGAAAUAAUAGUGAGGGCAGUAACAAUGGUAGCUUUUCUUUUGCAGUUUCGUCUUCUACAACUCACAUGGUCUGUAAGACAAGGCGAUGAAAGCCAAAAGGGCUUAUGGGAUGCAGAGAAAAAGGUUUUAUUAGUAUCACUUCCUUUGUAUGUAAGUGGUGGGUUGAUUGCUUGGUUAGUGCACCAAUGGAAGAAUUCCCGCCAGAGUCCAUUUCUACAACCACACCGAAAUGGUCUUCAUAUGACACUUAAGCAGCAUUUUUACCAGCAAUAUUCUUUCUGGAGUGACCUUAAAUCUUAUGGCGGUUUGGUCCUUGAUGGGUUUUUGCUUCCGCAGGUAGUGUUCAACGUGUUGUCUAAAUCCAAUGAAAAGGCUCUUGCUGCUUCAUUUUACAUAGGAACCACCAUGGUCCAUUUGUUGCCUCAUGUAUAUGAUCUUUACAGAGCUCACAGUUCUUCAGGAUAUCUUGGUUUAUCAUACAUAUAUGCGAACCAUAAACUGGAUUUCUUUUCCACUGCCUGGGAUAUCAUAAUCCCUUGUGGAGGUUUGCUCUCUGCUAUCUUCAUCUUCUUGCAGCAGCGAUUUGGGGGUCAGUGUUUUCUACCUAAACCGUUUAGAGAGGAUGCUGUAUACGAAAAAGUCUCUGUAGAUAGUGGUGUGGAACUGCAAGGUGAAUCCGUUCAGAAAAACUUUUAUAGCUGUUGAUACUUGGAAAUUUUUUCUGAAUCAAAUAUAGUAUACUCUUUUAUGUCAUCAUGUUCAAUAGCUAUGGGCCGUCUUUUCCA
Theobroma umbraticum is the source of this 3194-nucleotide messenger RNA. Its product is annotated as DUF2921 family protein, putative (DUF2921). NCBI's taxonomy places the organism in Eukaryota, Viridiplantae, Streptophyta, Magnoliopsida, Malvales, Malvaceae. The record is from RefSeq and is a predicted model, not a curated record. Gene Ontology annotation, cellular component: intracellular membrane-bounded organelle.